This is a messenger RNA of Rhineura floridana, 2764 nucleotides long. RefSeq names its product somatostatin receptor 3 (gene SSTR3). Gene Ontology annotation, cellular component: neuron projection; membrane. NCBI's taxonomy places the organism in Eukaryota, Metazoa, Chordata, Lepidosauria, Squamata, Rhineuridae. The record is from RefSeq and is a predicted model, not a curated record. The transcript is spliced from 3 exons. The coding region runs from base 329 to 1558 and encodes 409 amino acids. Gene Ontology annotation, biological process: neuropeptide signaling pathway. Gene Ontology annotation, molecular function: somatostatin receptor activity; neuropeptide binding.
UCCCUCCACUUCAGCAGAAGGAGAGCUGGGGGCGGGGGCAGUCCGGCUGGGCUCCACUCCGCCAAUGCUAGAAGGCUGCCUUCUUACCUGCCCUGGAGACUAGGUGGAAGAGUGUCGGCAGCGGAGGGGGCAGCGCAGGGGGCCUGAGCAGGGAUGCCGCCUCUCCAGCAGCAGCAGCAGAAGGAGGAGGAGGAGGAGGAGGAAGGGGAAACAACCAGAGGAAGAAAAGGAAAUAUUAAAUAUCGUCCUGGGGACUGAAGGCAGAUAUCCGUUCUUUUGAUACACCCUUCCCAACUGAUCCAGUGGGAAAAUCACCCACUCUUCUGCCAUGGACAGUUUCAACGUCUCCAGAAUACUGGCUUCAUGGGAAGAGAAUUCAACAGCCAGCAGGGCAGCCUCUGUUUCUGGGAAUUUAUCCCUAUCUGCCAAUCUUGGUCUGGAUGUCAGCGGCAUUCUCAUCCCUCUGGUUUACCUCAUCGUCUGCGUGGUGGGACUAGCUGGAAACUCCCUGGUCAUCUAUGUGGUUUUGUGUCAUGCUGUGAGUGAAUCGGUGACCAAUGUCUACAUCUUCAACUUGGCCCUGGCAGAUGAACUCUUCAUGUUUGGCCUACCCUUCUUAGCUGCACAAAAUGCAUUGUCCUAUUGGCCUUUUGGUUCAUUCAUGUGCCGGCUUGUGAUGGCUGUGGAUGCUAUCAACCAGUUCACUAGUAUUUUCUGCCUGACUGUGAUGAGUGUUGAUCGCUACCUGGCAGUGGUGCACCCAGUGAAAUCAUCAAAAUGGAGGACAGCACGUGUGGCCAAGGCAGUCAGCGCCACCGUUUGGGUGCUGUCUUCAGUGGUGGUGCUGCCAGUGGUCGUGUUUUCAGAUGUCCCUCAGGGCAUGAGCACAUGCCACAUCAAGUGGCCUGAGCCAGCUUCAGUAUGGGAAACUGGCUUCAUUGUCUACACAGCUGUGCUUGGCUUCUUUGGGCCGUUGUUGGUCAUCUGCCUGUGUUACCUGCUUAUUGUUGUCAAGGUCCGGUCAACAGGCAGAAAGGUUCGAGCACUGACAGCCAAGCGCAAGCACUCUGAACGGAGAGUCACGCGCAUGGUGAUAGCUGUGGUGGCUGUCUUUGUACUCUGCUGGCUCCCUUUCUAUGUGCUCAACAUCAUCAAUGUCACCUGGACCUUGCCUGAGGAGCCAUCCCUUUUUGGUAUCUACUUCCUUGUUGUGGUACUGCCCUACGCCAACAGCUGUGCCAAUCCCAUAAUCUACGGCUUCCUCUCUUAUCGCUUCAAGCAGGGUUUCCGUAGAGCCAUCCUGAGACCCUCUCGUCGGGUGCUGAGCCAAGAAAUGGCAGCAGCAGCAACCACAGGUGAUAGGAUGGAAGAAGAGGAAGAGGAGGAAAAUGAAAUGGAGGCAGAAGCAAGUGAGGUCUGCAAGAUUGCCCAAAAUGGCAAUGGCAGGCAGGAGUGCACCCCCAUCAGUGGGGCAGGGGGAGGCAGUGAACAGAAGCAACUCCCCGAGGAACCGGUUAGCUCUGAGAAACCCAGUAUUAUGAAUAUUAGCUACUUAUAGGGACUGUUUUUCUUUUUGAAGUGCUCUGGAAGUGACUCAUGUGGAGCAACAAACAGAGGAGAAUUCAUAAUUCAAAGGAUUCCCAAAAGAUGGAAAGCCUGCAAGGGAUGUAGGUAGAUAAAGAUCCACUUUCAAACCCCAAAGCAAUGCCUAAUAAACAGAGCAAUGGGUAGAGCAAAGUCUUCUGGGAUUUGGUUUGGAAGAAGUGUCCUCCUUCAGCUGGCAUGAUUAUUAAAGUAACUCUAAUGAUUUUUAUGUCAGCUGAGCAAGGGCAAGAGAGUCUAAGUGUACUCUCCAACAUUCUACAGUUGAAAAACAGGGGUUCUCUUAUUUAUUAAACUUCUGUUAUGCCAUCAAGGAUCACUGCCAACAAGCGAUCCCACCUCCACCCACGCAUUAUUACACAUUGCGGAAGGCAUUCCAUAUUAAUAUACUCUGCAAGAGCCCCUCCCAUGCUGUCUUCUGUAACAGGGCUUGUUAAUAACCUGACCAUAAGUUUCCUUGAAAACACAAACACACCCUUAAUAUAACAUGAAUCUUGCAACAACUCUGAUUGUGCUUCUUAGAGCAGGGGUAGCCGACAAGGCGUCCUUCAGACGUUGCUGGAUUUCAGCUCCCAUCAGCCCCAGCCAACGUGGCCAAUAGACAGGGAUGACGGAGUUGUAGUCUAGCAAUAUCUGGAAGGCACCACUUUGGCUACCCCUGUCUUAGAGAAUAACUACAACUCAAAUGCAUUCAGUACUGUUUAUUACUGUUUUGACUAGGUGUCAUGGGGAUGGGACAAUUGGGAAGAAAGGAAGAUCUGGGGAAGUGGCAUAGCUCAAUGGUAGAGCAUACGCUUUGCAUGAAGAAGGUCCCAGGUCCAGUCCUCAGCAUCUUCCAGGUAGGGCUGGGAAUGUCCCCCAGCUGAAAUCCUGGACAGCUGCUACCAAUUAGUGCAGAUACUGAGCUAGAUGAACCUGUGGUCUGACUCUGUAUAAGGCAGCUCCCUAGGUUCCACAUGUACUUAAAUUAAUAAAACCCUUCAAAAAAGGGACAACAGUGAUGACUGAGGAAAAAUACUAGAAAAUUGUCAGCAUUCCUGGAAAAUAGGGUCUCUUGGAGGAAUGUGGAUCAGACCUUUUCAGAGUUAGUGCAUCAUAGGGGCUGAGUACCUAUGGGUACUUUCCUAGCGGUUAGCCCUAUAGUGGGAUGUACUUCUGAGCA